UAUAUAAUGGUGGACAACGUGCGUCCUAACUCUAGGAACUCAAGGGAAUCCCUGCAUUAAAAAUCGAUCUUCAAGGAAUCGGAGUUAUGGAAGCUAGCUCUUCAUGUGAUACUUGCAACACAGAGCAUGAAUUAUUUCAUGAUCUUACCACUAUCGAUGCUCAAAAUCCCCGGCAAGAAACUGCAACUGCAGAAAUCAUGAGCUGCAAGGCAUCAAACAGCAAUGACGAUUGUGAAGAAACUGUUGGUGAAGACAACGCCAUUGCGUACGAAGACGAAGGUAUGGAAGCGAACAGGGAGUCCAUUUUAGAACCUUAUUCCUACACCAAAAGAGCAAACGAAUUUACCUCCGAAAUUUUCAAGAUAGAAAUUGCUAAUCUGCCGAAAUUCUUUGGCUAUAAGCAAUUUAAGAAACUUCUGGUAUCCAACUUGAAUUUUUCCCCAGUGAAGAUAAAAGCCAUACCACACUCAGGAUUUGCAUUUGUUACAUUCAGAAAUGAAGAAGAAAGACAGAAAGCACUGACCACAUUUGACAAGUUUAAAUGGAAAGGAAGACAAUUGAUAACUAAACUGGCAAAGGCUUUACCUGAUCCAGUAGCUUCUAAAAGAGCCAAACAAGAACUUAAAAGUCAAAAAUUAAAGAAGAAGCUUGAAAAUAGCAUUACAAGAGCAGGGACAUUGGGAAGGAAGAGAUUACAAUCUGAAGAGGCUAGCUGCAUUGACAACAAAAGGGCUAAACCAGAUGAAGUAGAAGAGGAACAGACUCCAACAGAAAGGCUAAACAAUUUUGUGACACCUCUAUGGAAGACACCCUAUUCAGAGCAAAUUAAGAUCAAAUUCCAAUUCAUUAUGGACACCCUUCAGAGACUUACAGAUUCUUUAAAUGAGAUGACAGAGGAAAAGAACUCUCGACUUGAAAAAGAACACAGUGAAGAAAGAAGUGUUACUUGUGAACUGAUGCCAUGCAUUCCAUCACCUGUUUUUAAUGGGUAUCGUAAUAAAUGUGAAUUCACAAUAGCUGAAGGGCCUGAUCAAGAGAAAACAGUUGGAUUCAGAGUUGGCAAUUACAAAGAUGGAUUCAGUGGUGUUAUUGAGCCUUCAGAGUGUAUUCAUAUAUCCGAUACUGCAAAAAGAAUAGCAAAUAUAUUUCAGAAGUUCGUCAGGCAGUCGUCUCUUGAUGUAUUUGAUCUUUGCCUUCAUACUGGGUAUUGGCAGACCUUAACAGUCCGUAAUACUGAUCUUGGGGAAUCAAUGGCUGUCAUUCAAUUCAAUCCACAAACUCUAYCACAGCCAGAGCUGGACAACUUGUUMCAAGAGAUUAGGGAAUUCUUCACACACAAGGAAGGCAAAGAAUGUAAACUGUCCUCACUGUACAUUCAAGUGAAUCCRUCAAGAUCUAUGGGUGGAAUCGCUCAAGAACCAAAGCUACUUUUUGGUAUUCCCUGUAUACAUGAAAUUUUGCAUGCAGUUAAGUUCAGAAUUUCUCCUGAUGCGUUUUUCCAAGUAAAUAUUCAAGCUGCUGAAAAGAUGUUUGAUAUMAUGAAAGAGUGGAUGGGUGAUUGUAGCAGUUCAACAUUGUUGGAUAUCUGUUGUGGCACAGGAACUAUUGGAUUGUGUCUAGCUAAGUAUAUUUCAAAAGUCAUUGGUAUUGAACUUGUGGGAAGUGCUGUUGAAGAUGCUAAGAAGAAUGCAGAAAUGAAUGACAUUACGAAUGCAGAAUUUAUUGCUGGCAAAGCAGAGGAUGUUCUUGUUGAGCAAGUGUUGAAGAAGCUACCAUCAUACACACCUGUGAUUGGUAUUGCUGAUCCUCCCCGUGCAGGGCUACAUCGCAGUGUUAUACAUGGAAUACGCCGAUGCAACAGAAUGAGUAGACUAAUCUAUGUUGCUUGUAAUGCCAACAAUGCUUUUACAAACCUAGUUGAUCUGUGCCGUCCAGUCUCAAAGAGGAUAAGGACAAUGCCGUUUCAUUUAGUGAAAGCUAUUCCAAUUGACUUUUUCCCACAUACCCAGCACUGUGAACUGAUCAUGCUAUUUGAGCGAGAUAAGUCAGUUUCUAAGGAUGUGUCUAGACGAUUCCAUCUGUCUGUAAACAAUGAUGAUAAACGAUGAUCCACAACUGAAGUUAUCAAUCCGAAGAACGCUAACAUUCUACCGGGAAAAACACGUUUUCGACGUAUUUUGGAUGUUUUCUUCUUAAGAUCUGUUUCACUCUCGCUGUCUAUUUUCUAGCGACAUGAAAUAGUCUACUAUACACGACUCCCUGAACCAUCUUCAAAGGUACAGUUGUGUAAAAAUAAAUUUAACACCGUGUAAACAAAUAGGUUUCUUUGGUUUUGCGACAAUCAUUGCUGCUGCUAACCAAAGACAAACCAAAAAGGUMCGAAAUGUCAGUGUUUCACAUACGUUUUACAGUGUUAAGUUUAUCUUUUUACAAAACUGUUUCUUUAGAAACACCGACGCAGCUCACACUAGUUUACCGCUAGUUUCCUCCAUCUUCAAUGGUAGCCGUGCCUUUAUAUCGAAGUGAGACUAUACCGUUGAGCUUGCAAUGAUCCAAACUUUCUUUCGCACCUACAGAUAGUAUCGAUCAUCGCACACUCAACGGUAGUCUCCCUUCGUCGCAGAGGCGCGAGUACCUUUCAAGAUGGCGCAGGGAAUACUGAAUGAGACUAUUUCCCGAACGAACGUUAUUCCAAAGAGUUGCCUAAGCUGGUGGUUAGAGAGGCUUUUCCAAGUAAGAAAAGUGUACUU
Molecule: messenger RNA, 2750 nt
Organism: Exaiptasia diaphana
Lineage: Eukaryota; Metazoa; Cnidaria; Anthozoa; Actiniaria; Aiptasiidae
Product: tRNA (uracil(54)-C(5))-methyltransferase homolog
Exons: 24
Coding region: 87-2108 (673 amino acids)
Biological process (GO): RNA processing
Molecular function (GO): RNA methyltransferase activity; RNA binding
Source: RefSeq, a predicted model, not a curated record